Rhopalosiphum maidis (corn leaf aphid) is the source of this 997-nucleotide messenger RNA. It is a transcript of the gene Pino, whose product is annotated as protein pinocchio. The transcript is spliced from 5 exons. The record is from RefSeq and is a predicted model, not a curated record. The coding region runs from base 162 to 701 and encodes 179 amino acids. NCBI's taxonomy places the organism in Eukaryota, Metazoa, Arthropoda, Insecta, Hemiptera, Aphididae.
UUUUUUUUCUUGUUAAUUCUGUAAUAUUUAUGUUAAUAUUUAACUGGACAAGUUAUGCAAAUUAUAAUAAAAUAAUAUUACACAUUUUUUUUUUUUAAUUCCAACUUACAUCCUAUUUGAAUAAGUGCCAAUAAAAUUUAAAAAUCAUAUUAAUUAGAAAAAUGAGGACCGUGUGUAAUGAAUCUGAUCGUUCAGUGUUUAACGACUACGAAGAAUCAAUAAUAUUCGAUGAAGAUGAUCCUGAUUUUAGACCUAGUGAUGAUUUGGAAUGCAGCUGUGACAAAAAAGUUGAAAAUACUAACAACAAGAUGUCAGUUACUAGUGUUCAAUCCAUGAACAACCAAAGCUUGAUGAACAUUAAUGACAAAAUGCUCGAUAACAUCGAUCUAGUCAGUGAUAUUGAGCAGGCAGUAACUCUAGAAGAACUCAAAGAAGUUUUUAAAUAUUGUUUCCGUUGUGGAGUCAACUGGGAACAACGACACGUAUCAUUAGAUUGCUUAGAAUGCGGUGGAUAUUCUCUUGAGAGGCCUUGUCCCAUUUGUGCUGGUCACUGUCGAAAUAUUUGGAAACGUGAUCUUGAAGAAUCUCAUCGAAGUGGUGAGGCGAGUUGGAUAGGCGAAUGCUCUUCAAAAUGUAAAGAAAUGGGACGUGAUGUCAAUCAGAUAUGUAAUAGACUCGAAAAAGUUAAAGCUACCUUUUGAGCCGUGAGCGAUACAAAUCUUACACAACUGAGUAACUAAUUUUAAAAAUUUAGAUUAAGUGCAUCACUUUUCUAAUAAUUGUAAUUUUACUCAGUGUAACACGGUGUCAUUUCCUCGUGGUGAUUGUACACUUGUUUUUUGAAUGACACGAAUUCUCAAAAUGAUUUUUUCAUGUACAUAAUAAUUUGCUAUUCCAUUUUCUAUGAAAAUUGUAUAUCAAAUCAAUAUAAAUUAUUUACCUUAUUCUAAUAUUCGUGACAGAAAUUUUGGAUAAAAACCUUAUACUGUAAUAAAUA